Molecule: messenger RNA, 1848 nt
Organism: Epinephelus lanceolatus (giant grouper)
Lineage: Eukaryota; Metazoa; Chordata; Actinopteri; Perciformes; Serranidae
Product: sodium/hydrogen exchanger 9-like
Biological process (GO): regulation of intracellular pH; potassium ion transmembrane transport; proton transmembrane transport
Cellular component (GO): recycling endosome; plasma membrane
Molecular function (GO): sodium:proton antiporter activity; potassium:proton antiporter activity
Source: RefSeq, a predicted model, not a curated record
AUGUCGCACACUGACAAGCACAAUCAAGACAGCACCACACUGGCGGUGCUGGUAGCAGUUGGCUUGGCACUUGUGACUAUUCUCAGUGUGUGGAAGCUAAAACAGUUCAAAUAUAGACUUAUAAAUGAAACUGGAGGUGCAAUGUUUUAUGGCUUGCUUGUGGGUUUAACACUGAGAUGCUUGUCAUUUGACUGGGGCGAACAUAUGGACGACAUGGAGACCGUGUGCAGCUGUGGUGCUCUUAACAACACUCCUCGCUUCUUGACGGUGAACAUCACAUCACACUUUCACUGUUUCAGACACGUUGGGAGAGUCAGCCAGCGAUGCCCACCGGUCUCAACCCCUCACGUGGAGACCUUUGAUCCCAAGGUCCUUUUCAAUCUGUUCCUGCCACCCAUCAUCUUCCAUGGAGCUUACACCCUUAAUCAGAGGCGAUUCAUUGAGAGUCUUGGAUCUGUUGUGACCUUUGCAUUUUUGGGUACUAUAAUCAGCUGUUUGAUCAUGGGGGCCUGCGUCUACGGCUUCACCAGACUGAUGGUGCUGUUGGGCCAGGCAGCAGAUGGAGACUUCUUCCUCACCGAUUGCCUCCUGUUUGGUGCCAUUAUGUCAGCCACUGACCCAGUUGCAGUCCUUGGCCUGCUGUCAGAGCUGCGUGUGGACCUGGAUCUGCACACCUUGCUGUUUGGCGAGAGUGUCCUGAAUGAUGCUGUGGCCAUUGUCCUGACACAUGCCAUCACCGCCUAUAGCCAGAUGGGUGCAGGACAUGCCUUCGACCCUCCCGCCUUCCUCCUCUCUGUUGGUUAUUUUCUUGGAGUGCUUGUCGGCUCCUUCCUCUUGGGUUUCAUAUAUACUGUCAUAACAGCCCUCCUGACGAAAUUCACUCGGCUACGUGAGAAUCCGCUGCUGGAAACAUCCAUCGUCGUCCUGCUGUCAUGGAGCAGCUUCCUCUCAGCUGAAGCCAGUGGACUUUCAGGUAUUGUGGCAGUGCUGUUUUGCGGGUUGAGUCAGGCAAGGUACACAAUUCACAAUUUAUCUUGUGAGAGCAGGACCAGGAUCAAGCAGCUCUUUGAAGUCUUCAACUUCCUGGGGGAGAUUUUCAUCUUCAGCUACAUGGGAUAUGUAUUGUCGACGUUCCCUCACCAUGUCUUCAAAGCUCUCUUCAUUUCUGGGGCAUUUCUCUCCAUCUUUAUAUCAAGGGCCUGUAACAUCUACCCCUUGUCAUUCCUCCUAAACCUGGGACGCACAGCUAAGAUACCAUGCGCCUUCCAGCACUUCAUGGUGUUUGCAGGUUUCAGGGGGGCUGUGGCGUUUAGCCUGGCUGUAAAAGACACAUCCACAGAUGUGAAGCGCACCAUCCUCACCACCACUCUGCUGCUGGUCGGCUUCACCGUCUGGGUGCUGGGCACGGCUGCUGAUCCCACGCUGCGCCGUCUGAACAUCAGAGUGGGGGUGGAUGCAGAUGAAAAUCAAGAGGACCUGUCUUUUGAGGUUGCUACAGGGAGGCCAGACACAACACAGGGCCUGUGGCACCGCCUGGACUACAAAUAUCUAAAACCAGUGCUGACACACUGUGGCCCUCCCCUCACUGAUUCACUGCCACAGUGGUGCGGAGUAUUUGCCCGACCCUUCAGCAGCACCCAUGUCCAAGAGGUCGAAGAGCAGCCGUGUGAGGCUGAACCAGAUGACUCCACUUUCGAUUUGGAGAAAACAAAGACGCUGCUUGGAUCCAUGGGAGGUGACUCUGGAUCCGCGCAGCAGGAAGACCUACUGGAGGGAGACCUGGGACUUGGCACUGCUCCUGCUCUCGCUAGGGAGGCCUGAAGCUCCAGGAGUCACCUCCAACCCUAG